Molecule: messenger RNA, 1917 nt
Organism: Macrosteles quadrilineatus (aster leafhopper)
Lineage: Eukaryota; Metazoa; Arthropoda; Insecta; Hemiptera; Cicadellidae
Product: vesicular integral-membrane protein VIP36
Exons: 8
Coding region: 167-1165 (332 amino acids)
Biological process (GO): endoplasmic reticulum organization; Golgi organization; endoplasmic reticulum to Golgi vesicle-mediated transport
Cellular component (GO): endoplasmic reticulum membrane; Golgi membrane; COPII-coated ER to Golgi transport vesicle
Molecular function (GO): D-mannose binding
Source: RefSeq, a predicted model, not a curated record
CCCACUAUUAAACUAACUACUACUAUCAUACUAAAGUACUACUACUUUGCUACAUAUUCGACUUGAAGGUUAAACAUAAUUUUGUUGUUUUGUUUGAUCGUCAUCGUUUCCUAUUGUAACUUGUAACUUAAUUAUUCCUAGAAAGCUCUUUCACUCUUUCUUAGUAAUGGAUUAUCCAGUUUUAAAUUUAUUAUGUUUCGUCUUAAUUCAUUUAGACCUAUACUUAAAUUUACCCGUUGCAUUAGCAGAGUGGAACACCAAUGAUUAUUUGAAAAGGGAACAUUCACUCUACAAACCAUAUCAAGGAUCUGGAAUGGCAAUCCCUUACUGGGAUUUUUAUGGAACUACGAUGGUAACUUCAAACUACAUUCGUCUAACCCCUGAUGCACAGAGUAUGCAGGGUGCACUAUGGAAUUCAGUGCCAUGUAAUGUUCGAAACUGGGAAGUACAAAUUCAAUUUAAAGUACAUGGAAGAGGUAAAGAACUGUUUGGAGAUGGCAUGGCAUUUUGGUAUGCCAAAGACCGCAUGAAACCUGGAGCAGUAUUUGGGAACAUGGAUUUCUUCCAGGGCUUAGCUGUUAUCAUUGAUACGUACAGCAAUCACAACGGCGAACAUAAUCAUGUCCACCCUUACAUAUCAGCUAUGGUUAACAAUGGAACAUUGCACUACGACCACGAUCGAGAUGGAACCCACACUCAGUUGGCUGGCUGCUCAGCGAAACUGCGCAACUUGGACCAUGACACCCAUGUAUCUAUACGAUAUGACCAUGACAUUCUCACUGUGUCUACUGAUCUGGAGAACAAAGCUGCUUGGAAGGAGUGUUUCUCUGUGAAGGGAGUGCGUCUGCCGACAGGGUACUACUUGGGUGUCAGUGCAGCUACGGGUGAUCUGUCAGAUAACCAUGACAUUCUCUCAAUCCGCUUCUACGAGCUUGACUUGCCCAUGGAUCCGAAGGAUGAGGAAGACCGCUCUCAAAUCAUCCCCUCUGCUGCUUUCUUCGAGGCCCCAAGAGAACACAUUGAUGACCCGAAGCCAUCCUCCUGGAGUGGAGUCAAAACAUUCCUACUCAUGUUGCUGGGAGCUAUUGUACUGAUUGUUCUUGCAAUUUGUGGAAUCAUGUUUUAUCAAAAACAUCAAGAAAAUAAACGGAAGCGAUUUUACUAACUUGUACACUUUGAGAAAAAAUAAUAGAAAUCAAUUUUGUAUUUGUGUCUAUUGUGUUGGUUAAAAGUAAAUUUAAUUAAAUAAAUUACAACCUUUUAAGUAAGCAUUGUUGUAUUUAAAAUAGUUUUAGGUUAAAUAUUUAUGACUGAUUUUUGUAUAUUUUGUUAAAAGACAGUGUUAUACUCCUUCUACAUUAUUUUAUUUAUUACAUUAGGUGCAAACAUAUUUAAUUUUAUUGUAGGCUUAAAUAUAUUAUUUAACACACGAUUACUGUUUUUGAGAUUUAAAAAAUGUAAUUAAUAAUUGUGUAACAUAACUGUAUUAGGCUACUUGUACAUAAUUUUAAUAUUAGGUAAUUAGUUUGAAAUGUAAUAUACAACCUGGCUUCAAUCCACUUUGAUACUGUUAUUAUAUAUAAAUCUUGUAAGACGUUUUUAUGUAAUUCUUGCUUUAAAAUAAUAACAAAAAUUAAAUAUAAUGUCAAAAUUUUAAAUGUUAAUUUUUAAGAAGGAUCGCAGUAGAUUGCAAAACAAAUAAUGUCUCUUUAGAUAUUCAUACGUCGCCCUAGUCAUCAAUCUUCCAAUGUUGAUUUAUUAUUUUAAUGAGUACUCAUGCAUAAUGAGUGGCUAAAUUGCCAUCAUGGUUAUCAUGUAUGUUGACAUUUUUGGUGAUAGACUAAAUGAGGGCCUUGACUAUUAUUUUGUGUCUUGUGUAUGUGUUUCCUCAUAGGUAGUAAAGAUCAUUGGUUAUGA